Messenger RNA from Penicillium alfredii, 417 nucleotides. Its product is annotated as LITAF-like zinc ribbon domain-containing protein. Bases 1 to 417 code for a protein of 138 amino acids. Gene Ontology annotation, molecular function: zinc ion binding. NCBI's taxonomy places the organism in Eukaryota, Fungi, Ascomycota, Eurotiomycetes, Eurotiales, Aspergillaceae. The transcript has 3 exons. The record is from RefSeq and is a predicted model, not a curated record.
AUGGCCGAGAAAAUGAACCACGUGCUCGCUCCCGAGUACACCCAGCCAGCCCCCUACACCCAAGACCAAAUCCCAAUGCACGCCCAACAGCCGCAGCAAUUCUACCAACCCCAAGCAGCGUACGCCCACCCAAGCGGCUACGCCAACGCCACGCCCCUGCAGUCGAUCCAGAAGGCUCCGACUCCCGUGGACUGCCCAACAUGUGGCCAGCGGGAGAUGACCAGGACGGAGGCCGUGACGGGCAAGACGACCCAUGGCUGGGCAGCUGUCCUCUGCUGCUGCGCUUGUAUCGGCUGUCUCCCCUACUUGAUGUCCUCGCUCAAGGACGUCAACCACUUUUGUGGCAAGUGUGGUGUGAUGCUGGCGACGUGGCACAACAGUGGCCGUGUUGAGGUGAUCCAGGCCCAGUCUGGAUGA